AUGUCGAAUGGCAACGGUAGCGGUAAUGGUACAGGUACUGGUUCAAGUGGUAAUAACGUUUCCAGACAUGCAAGCAUCGUAGAAAUGUUAUCCACCCCUCCCCAACUCCCUAACCAACAACAAUCUGGACAGAUCGCUCCUGGCCAACAAUCACAAGAACAAGAACAAGAACAACAGCAACAACAGCACCUAGGAUCACAGCAGCAGCAGCAGCAGCAGCGUCUACGGCGUUUAUCUAAUGCACAACCUGCAAAUCCCCAGACAGAACUUCGUGGUGGGUUGACGAACGCUAGCGCGAUGUCACCAGCUCCACUCGGUGUAAAUCCUAAUCUAGGUUCACUUCAUUCUUCAACUGGCUCCGCAUCGUCUACAUCGGUCAAUUCGUUAUCAUCCGCAAGCAGGGAUAACGAUAGUGAGUCUGUUAAGAUGACCCCGACGACUACCCAAUGUCUUCAAAAUUUACAUUCUCAAAAAUGGCAACAUACCCCCCUGUCACAGUUGGUAGAACAGAACAAACUAAUCUUUGUAUCUGGGUCUGCAUCUGUGGAGGAAGCGUUUAACCUUUUGAUGAAACAUCAUUUAACCUCUCUGCCGGUGGAAGCGUAUGAAGGUGAUAUGAAUUGUUUGACAUUUGAUUAUAAUGAUUUGAAUUCAUAUUUAUUGUUGGCAUUGAAUAAGAUUCAAGUACAAAAUAAGGAGAUUCAACAGGAUUGUCAGAACGGUAAGCCUGUCCCCGUGGGGGAAAUGGUUAAAUUGACCCCAAAGAAUCCUUUUUACAAGUUGCCAGAAACCGAUUCUCUAUCCCAUGUGAUGGGUAUUCUGGGUUCCGGUGUACAUCGUGUGGCCAUCACUAACCCUGAGAUGACAAAGAUAAAGGGGAUUCUUUCUCAAAGGCGUUUGAUCAGGCAUCUAUGGGAAAAUGCCAGAUCAUUUAAUAAUUUGGAGCAUCUUUUCAACUCUUCCCUGCAGAAGUUGGAAAUUGGUAUGUUAAAUUCUCAUACGAAGCCUACUUCUAGACAGUCUAGGGUUAUUUCGAUUCAAGGCGAGGAACCUUUGAUUAUGGCGCUUUAUAAAAUGCACAUGGAGAGAAUUUCAUCAAUUGCAGUUGUGGAUCAACAGGAUAACUUAAUCGGUAACAUUUCCGUCACUGACGUUAAGCAUGUAACCCGUACUUCGCAAUACCCAUUAUUGCACAAAUCCUGUCGUCAUUUUAUUAGCAUCAUUCUAAAUGUCAGAGGUCUGGAGAUGGGUAAAGAUUCUUUCCCCAUCUUCCAUGUGUAUCCAACCAGUUCUCUGGCGAGAACGCUGGCUAAGUUGGUAGCAACUCAAUCUCAUAGAUUGUGGAUCGUUCAACCGCCAGAUUUACCGCUAGAUUCAGCUGGACACCAUGAAGACCACCAUUCAAGUGGUCCUACUUACAUGCAUUCUCCAAUCAUGUCAGCAAUCGAGGAUCCACCUUCUCCUACGCCUCCAACCACUAAUUUAUUCGAAAAGGAAUAUCGUACUGGUAAAUUGAUUGGUGUCGUUUCAUUGACAGAUAUCCUAAGUCUUUUGGCAAGGAGUCAAACAGAACACAAACAGGUUGAUCCUCAGAGUGCAAGAAGGCAGAGAGGUAGUGUCUAUGUUUAA
This is a messenger RNA of Zygosaccharomyces rouxii, 1629 nucleotides long. RefSeq lists its product as uncharacterized. NCBI's taxonomy places the organism in Eukaryota, Fungi, Ascomycota, Saccharomycetes, Saccharomycetales, Saccharomycetaceae. Gene Ontology annotation, biological process: cellular response to glucose starvation; regulation of mitotic metaphase/anaphase transition. The transcript has a single exon. The coding region runs from base 1 to 1629 and encodes 542 amino acids. The record is from RefSeq and is a predicted model, not a curated record. Gene Ontology annotation, molecular function: protein serine/threonine phosphatase inhibitor activity.